AUGCCUCUGUUUACAGAUCGCCCCCUUCGUUCCACCGCUGGCGUUGCUGCGGCAUUGACUGUUGCCUACGUUAUCUCGUCUAUGACAUCUAGCAUGCAGGCUUUCCACUUGACGCAGACAUCGGUAGCCAUAUUGGCCAUAUCAUCACUACUCUUUUUGGUUACAAUGCACCAUAGGCGGGAGGGUCAUCUGUUGACACAGAGCCAAGAGGAAAUGGUCCUCAUCGGGGGCUUUGGUCUAUUCUUCAUGGUACUCACUGCCUGUUUCGUCGUCGUAUCCUUUCACAAAGCUGCGAUGCUGGCUUGGCGCGGGUCGCAAACAAGAAGUAUCGCUCCAGGCGCCGCUGGAGAGGUCGGGCUGUCUGCAGCCUCGGGGAGCAGCCGACGAGAUCCUGGCUUCACAAGUGGAGCGCGACCGUAUCCCUGUUCUCCUGACGAUGUUUACUGUGUGGUCGAAGAGUGGACGUUCUGGUGA
Messenger RNA from Pleurotus ostreatus (oyster mushroom), 474 nucleotides. RefSeq lists its product as uncharacterized. NCBI's taxonomy places the organism in Eukaryota, Fungi, Basidiomycota, Agaricomycetes, Agaricales, Pleurotaceae. The transcript has 5 exons. The coding region runs from base 1 to 474 and encodes 157 amino acids. The record is from RefSeq and is a predicted model, not a curated record.